This is a messenger RNA of Gossypium raimondii (Peruvian cotton), 3465 nucleotides long. RefSeq names its product putative pentatricopeptide repeat-containing protein At5g06400, mitochondrial. Lineage: Eukaryota; Viridiplantae; Streptophyta; Magnoliopsida; Malvales; Malvaceae. The record is from RefSeq and is a predicted model, not a curated record. The transcript has a single exon. Gene Ontology annotation, molecular function: protein binding. The coding region runs from base 154 to 3444 and encodes 1096 amino acids.
CACUGGUAAACUGGUAACGUUGUUUACCCCCCCCCCAAAAAAAGUAUUCGAAGCUCAGUAGGACUGUAACUUCACUCAACAAACUUCCAUUAAUAAGAAGUUGUGGUUUAUGCGCAACAAUAAGCUGAGAUGAUCAAAAAAUUUGCUUGAAAUAUGAGGUACUUAGUCAAAUUCCAGCACUUUCAUUCACAAUCAGUGAUUCGCCUCCAUUUCUCGAGACUUAAGCUUCGUCCUCUUCGAUUUUCAACACUCUCCAAAUCAUCCAAACCAACGAAGAAGGCCCACUUGAAGAGCCAAGCUGAAACUUGUAGCAUCCCAUCACUCUUCCAAGAAAUAACUGACAUUUUAGGUGCUGUUCAUGUAGCCUCAGAUGAAACCGAAUUUGGGUUUUCGAUAACCCCACGAACCAAUGCCAAGGAGCUUGAGUUUAUAGAACAAUCUUUGGCUAGAAGGCCAGGUGUUUGUCAAAAUGCCGAGGAGAAGAGUGAGUUGGUGGAGGAGGAGGGGAGUGAAAUAACUGACAUUUUGAGAGCUGUUAAUAUAACCUCAGAUGAAACCCCGACAACAUCACGGGUCAAUGACGGGGAGGCUGAGUUUAAAGAAAAAUCGUUGUAUAGAAGUCUAGCUGUUUGUCAAAAUGCCCAGAAGGAGAAUGUAAUGGUUUUGGGUGAUACCCAGAUGGGGAAUUCAGUUGAAUUUGAUGUUAGUCCAGUGGUUCAUGAGAUAACUAAGAUAGUUAGAGCUGAAAAUGUUUUGGUUUCCAUGGAGGAGCAGUUGGAAAAAUCAGGGCUUUCGUUUGAACCAGAGAUUGUUGAGAAAGUGUUGAAAAGGUGCUUUAAAGUGCCUCAUUUAGCUUUUAGAUUCUUGAACUGGGUGAAGCUUAGAGAAGGGUUUUGUUAUACAACUGAGAUUUUUAAUACCAUGCUGUAUAUAGGUGGUGAGGCUAAUGAACAUGGGUUGGUUGAGAAGCUAUUGGAGGAAAUGGAGGAGAAAUCUUGUAAGAAAGAUAUCAAGACUUGGACAAUCCUUAUCUCGCAAUAUGGGAAGUCAAAGUUGAUUGGCAAAGCGCUGGAAGUUUUUGAAAACAUGAAGAAAUGUGGUUUUGAAACUGACACGACGGCUUAUAUGAUGAUGAUCCGUGUUCUUUGUAAUGCUGAUAAAGGCGACUUAGCUAUGGAAUUUUACAAGGAGAUGGUUGAGAAGGAAAUGAGCCUUGAUUUGAAUUUGUACAAGAUGCUACUGAAUUGUGUAGCUAAAUCGGGAGAUAACAAUGCAGUUCACUUGGUUGCUGAUAACAUGACGAGGGUGUCUGAGAUUCCAGAACAAGAAGUUUAUGGUUAUGUAUUGAGGAGUUUAUGUAUUUCUGGAAGAAUUAAGGAAGCUUUAGAAUUGAUUCGGGACCUUAAGAAGAAAGAGUUGUCUUUGGACCCCCGUUAUUUUGAGAUUCUGAUCAAAGGACUGUGCAGAGCCGAUAGGAUUGCCGAUGCUUUGGAAAUCCUCGAUAUUAUGAAGAGAAGACAACUGGUUAGUGAGAAGGUUUAUGAGAUUAUCAUCAAUGGGCACUUAAGAAGAAAUGACCUUUCCAAGGCACUUGAUCUUUUCCAAAGCAUGAAGGAAUCUGGGUACUUACCAACGGCUUCUACUUACACUGAUCUAAUGCAACGCCUCUUUAGAUUGAAAGAGUAUAAAAAAGGCUGUGAUUUAUACAAUGAGAUGAUGGAGAAAGGUGUUGAGCCUGAUACUGUUGCUAUUAUGGCCAUGGUUGCAGGUCAUGUUGGCCAAAACCGUAUAUCCGAAGCAUGGAAAGUAUUCAAUUCGAUGGAGGAGAGGGGCAUCCGACCUUCUUGGAAAGCAUAUUUAGUAUUCAUUAAGGAGCUUGGAAAAGUUGGAAGGACAGAUGAAAUUUUUCGGGUUUUAUGCGAAAUGAAGGAGGCAAAGAUAGGUAUUCGAGAUGAGAUAUUUUGUUUGGCUGUAUCUUGCAUGGAGAGGAGCAGAGAGACGGAUAAUGUUGAAAAAGUAAAGCAAAUGCGGAGAAUUAGUGAACUUCGUUCACUAACUGAAGAGGUAAGCGGUAGCGGAUUCAAAGGACAGGAGCUCCUCCUGGAUUUGGGUGAUAAACAUUUAGAGUAUGAGAGGACAGAUUGUCACCAAGUGCACUCCCUUUCAAAUGCAUUCAACAAGCAGGACAUGGAAGAAGUGCAUAGAAUAUUAUCAUCCUCGAAGGAUUGGGCCAUCAUUGAAGAAGGUUUGGAGAGAUGCAACAUUAAGUUUACACCGGAGCUUGUUUUGGAAAUACUGCGAAAGAGCAGUUUGCAUGGUAAAAAUGCUCUGAAUUUCUUUUCAUGGGUAGGAAAGCAAGCCGGCUAUCAGCACACUUCAGAAACAUACAACAUGGCUAUAAAAAUCUCCGGAUGUGGGAAAGAUUUCAUGAACAUGAGAAGGCUCUUCUAUGAAAUGAAAAGGAGGGGUUGUUUAGUAUCGGAUGCAUGGGCGAUCAUGAUAAUGCAAUAUGGUCGAACAGGUCUAACCGAAAUUGCAUUGAGGACUUUUACUGAGAUGAAAACCGACGGUUUUAAUCCGACCGCGAGUACCUACAAGUAUUUGAUCAUAUCACUCUGUGGGAGAAAAGGUAGGAAGGUAGAUGAAGCCAUUAAAAUCUUCCAAGAAAUGAUCCGUUCUGGUUACACCCCCGACAAAGAGUUACUUGAAACGUAUCUUGGUUGUUUAUGUGAAGUUGGCAAGCUAUUGGAAGCUAGAAACUGCGCAGAAUCUCUCAGCAAGAUUGGAUUCUCAGCUCCGCUAAGUUAUUCGCUGUAUAUUAGGGCACUUUGUCGAGCUGAGAGACUCGAAGAAGCAUUGGAAAUAUUAGAUGAUGUCAGGACACAACAAUCCUCAUUGGAUCAGCAUGUUUAUGGAAGCCUUGUCCAUGCACUACUACGAAAGGGACUAUUCGAACAAGCAUUGGCUAAGGUGGAUUCCAUGAAGCAAGCCAACAUUCAUCCGACUGUCCAUGUUUAUACAUCCUUAAUAGUUCAUUUCUUCAAGGAGAGGCAAACCAGGAGCGCUUUAGGGAUUUUUGUGAAAAUGGAGAAGGAAGGUUGUCAGCCGACUACCAUUACUUAUUCCGCAAUGAUCCAUGGAUACAUGAACAUGGGGAAGGUUGCUGAUGCUUGGAACGUCUUUCAUCAUAUGAAGAUUAAUGGACCAGAGCCCGAUUUUAAGACUUACUCGAUGUUCAUUAACUGUCUUUGUAAAGCAAGUAAGUCCGAGGAAGCAAUGCAGCUUUUAUCCGAAAUGCGAAACUCAGGGAUCGUUCCUAGUACCGUCAAUUUCCGAACAGUUUUUCAUGGUCUGAAUAGAGAAGGUAAGCAAUGUUUAGCUCAAACUGUAUUGCAACAAAAAUCUGCUCUAAAAAGUGAACGCAAGUGUUCCACCUUGAUUUAAAUUUUUUCAUUUAUCUUUCCA